AUGAGUUUAUCUUCGAAUGGAAUAGGAACAACUAAUACACCUGCAUUACCAUCUUCGCCAUCAUCAACACAUCCAUAUUUAACAGCAAAACGAUGUUAUAACGCACAACCAUCAUUAUCAACAUCAACAGUUGAUUUUCGUGAAUUAACAAAUACACUUCAAGAAUUAAAUAAUAAUUUCAAACGAAAUGUUAAGCUUUUGACAGAUAUUAAAAAUCAAUUUAUUAAAGUAUGUGAAAAACAAGAAGCAAGAGUAGUAGAUGAUGGUUCUGGUACACAUAAACUUGAAAGAGUAACCGUUGAAUUACGAUUAGUAUUUUUGAAAAUUGGUGAAAUCGAUACAUUGAAAGAACAAUUUCAAGCUGAAGCAUUUAUUCAAGCACGCUGGUAUGAACCAAGCCUGAAAGGAACGGAAAUUGAUUGUUUCGAUGCACAUAAAUUUUGGAAUCCAUUAUUAUAUAUUGAUAAUUCAGUUGGAGAUUUAAAAAAUGAUGUUUGGCAUAAAGUUGUAUAUGAUGGAACUGAUACACCAAUGGUUUAUGAAAUGCGAAAAGUUAAAGGCGUUUUUCUUGAAAAUCUUGAACUUAAUGAUUUUCCUGUUGAUGUUCAAGAUCUAACAAUAACGAUUUCGACAACAAGAACUGUUAAUGAAGUAUCACUUGUUGCCGAUACUUAUCAAUUAAGUGCAAUAAAUACACAUGCAUUUAUUGAUCAACAAGAAUGGCGUUUACAUGAACAUGUUGAAACAUCAACAAAACUAAUAUCAAGUCCAUUUGCACCAUCGCAAAAUCAACAUCCAGCUUUCUCAGCUACUUUUAUUCUUUAA
Messenger RNA from Rotaria sp. Silwood2, 825 nucleotides. Lineage: Eukaryota; Metazoa; Rotifera; Eurotatoria; Philodinida; Philodinidae. The record is from the annotation of a GenBank genome assembly.